AUGACAGUGACGCACCCAUUUAAACCGAGCGAGGCGCGAUCGCGAAGAGCGAAUGAGAAUGAUGAAAUACCGCUUGACGAAUGCACAGCGGCUACAAAUCGACUACAAAAAAAUAAAAAGGCAGUAGCACAAACAAAGAAACCAGUCACAUUAGUUUCAAACGAUGUGACCAGUGCUCUAGAUUCUGAGCAAAAACCUAAAGAAUAUAAAGAUCGGCCUUAUCUGAGGGCAGAUCAUAUUCGACCAUAUUUGUACAGUUUAUCUAAACCCACUGACAUCGGUCCGACAGCUCGACAUAUAAACCGUUUUGUCACUAUUUCAGCACCAAUAUACGAUGCCUGGAUCCGAGACAAUUAUGAAUACCAAGUAAUUGAGAAACUCUUGGAAAUAGGUAUGGAAGAUAAACACUGGGCGCACGAGAUAGUGAAAAAGACAAUAACCCGUGACGAUACCGUGAACGACCAGUACUGUAUAGAUAAAAUAUCUCAGCGUCAAAGAGCUAUUUCAAAUCACGGGAAUGCAGUGACGAAACUGCAAUGUGAAUUAAAAGCAUUUGUACCAUAUUAUCAUGAUGCUUCAGAUAUCAAUAAUAAUAACGGUACCGUGACAGCACAUGAUCUUGCUGCACAAAAUGCUCGUAAACCCAAAUUGCAUAUAAGAGCCGCAGAUACUAUAACACAGGAAUAUCUGAUGAUACAUAUCAAAAAAUUUGCAGAAAUUUGUGCUAAUCGUGUCAAUACAGCGUAUGCUGAACUCAAAGAGUUUGUAAGCCUCAAAACAUUUGAGGAAAAAGCUACUCCAGUACAACGAGCACAUGUAAAAAUACUACAAGAAAAAUUAGAAAUUUUACAUGGGAAACAAAAAACUGCUAAAUUUCUUAAAGAAGAAAUUCAAUGCAAAUAA
Didymodactylos carnosus is the source of this 903-nucleotide messenger RNA. Lineage: Eukaryota; Metazoa; Rotifera; Eurotatoria; Philodinida; Philodinidae. The record is from the annotation of a GenBank genome assembly.